AUGUCUGAUCCAACUCUCUAUCUAUACACCUCCCUUACCGCAGGGUCGUCUCAUAUCAUCACUGCUACAUCUCGUGUGGAGACUAUCCUCAAGGCCAACAAACUCCCUUUUCGCGCCAUUGAUCUCGCCACAGAUGAUGCUGCCCGCAAGCUAUGGGGUCGACGGUCCAAGGGCAAGAAGCUGCCCGGUCUAGUGAAAUAUGGCAACAUUGUUGGCGACUUGGAAGAGAUCGAAGAAUGGAACGAAUUUGGCGAACUCCGCAUGGUCAUUAACAGCGCCCCGGAUGUGGAUGGCAUGCCUGCUACAAGUUAUCCCGCCCCGAUCGACGCGACGCCUAAACAACAACCGAAAUCGAAACCGAAGCCCUCCACUGAGACCCAAAGCCUACCGGCCAAGACUGAGGACACGACCGAGGAUAAGGAUGCCACAGCUGUAUUAGCUCUUCGUGCUGCGAGCGCCGAGGCCGCAUCGAAAGCAAAGAGCAAGUCAGAAGAAAAGAAGGAAAACCCCAAGGCUGUGAGCGACAAAUCUGAACCCGAGCCCGAGCCCAAACCCGAAGCCAGGAAACACCGUGGCUCAGUUGCCGCCGAGUUGCCCGACACAGAGCCUGAUUCCCCCAAAGGCUUAAAACGUCCAGCACUUGUCCCCGAAUUCGCCGCCGUGUCAUCUGCCAACUUCCGUGCUGACAAUGCAGAGGCUUUAGGUCUCAUCCAGCAUCACCACUCAUCCAUCAUCUCGAUCUCAGAUAAGGAAGAGAAUGAUAAGGUGGUUCAUGAUAUCCGCGCAUCAAUCUCGGAAGAUCCUGCGGCCUCGGUGGCUGUGGAGGCUAUCCGGAAGGAAGCUGCAGAGAAGGGUCAUAUAGAUACUGUUGAGGAAGUUUCUUUUGAUGAAGCUAAAGCCGAGAAGGAGACAUCUGAGGUCAAGUCUGUUGACGAGAUUAAACCCGUGGUUGAAGAGGCUGCAGUUUCUGAAGAGACCACGGCUGAACCUAAACCUGUCACUGAAGAAAAUACAAAUGAAAUCAACCAUUUGGCUGAAGAGACAGCAGAGGCUAGGCCCGUUAUUGAGGAGACUGCAGCAGAUGCCAAGCCUAUUGAAGAGACGAAUGAAGCUAAGCCUGUGGCCAAAGAGACAGUCGAGCCGAAGCCCGUGGUCGAAGAUACUACAACUAGCUCUAAAACUGCGGCUGAGGAACCCACCGCUGAAAUCAAAUCGGCUGUGGCAGCAACUCCAGAAGAAAUCACUGUGAAAUAA
Messenger RNA from Penicillium taxi, 1254 nucleotides. RefSeq lists its product as uncharacterized. NCBI's taxonomy places the organism in Eukaryota, Fungi, Ascomycota, Eurotiomycetes, Eurotiales, Aspergillaceae. The transcript is spliced from 2 exons. The coding region runs from base 1 to 1254 and encodes 417 amino acids. Gene Ontology annotation, cellular component: cytoplasm. The record is from RefSeq and is a predicted model, not a curated record.